Molecule: messenger RNA, 3972 nt
Organism: Frieseomelitta varia
Lineage: Eukaryota; Metazoa; Arthropoda; Insecta; Hymenoptera; Apidae
Gene: Tl
Product: protein toll-like
Exons: 6
Coding region: 400-3639 (1079 amino acids)
Biological process (GO): signal transduction
Molecular function (GO): protein binding
Source: RefSeq, a predicted model, not a curated record
AGACUCGGUUCACUCGUUGGAUCGAGAAUCACGUGGCCUUGUUCGUUCCGUCAUUUCGAGCUCGGACUCGCGGCGAACGACAGUGUGCGGCGCGCGCGCAGAGAAUCGACACUUCUCGUUGGCUUUCGCGUUUUAUGAAUCUCACGCGACGCGAUUGCAAUUUGUUCGUCACUGUUCCGUGAUGUUUCUUCGCGAGUCGAACACGGACGACCUCGUUGCCGAAUGAUCGUGGCUGUGAAAGUAUAUAUAGCGAGCAGUGUGUUCCACGUACGGGGUCAUCUUUGCUGGACGCGGCAGAGAAGAAAACAAACGGUGACAGCGAAUGAUCGCGACGGACAAUCGUCGACGUUGAAUCUGGCGUAACGUCGAUCGUACAUACGUCGCGGGAAACUCGGCAGAAUGAUACUCGACUACUACUCUCUACGACGUUCGAUCAUCCUCUGCAUCGUCAUUGCGACGUGCUACGCCUUCAACAGGCAAUGCCCGCCGCAACAAGGCUGCAGCUGCAUUUCGAAAAUCAACGGAGACUACGAGAUACACUGUCCCAUGAACGAGAGAUCGUCCUUCGUCGUGACCGUUCAACAGCAUGACUUUAUUCAGACACAAUGCCACAACUCGCCACAAUGGGACAGUUUCAAUAUAUCGGAGCUGACAUCCACGGACGACGUAAAAGACAUAUUCUUCCAGAUGUGCACUUUACCGACGAGUCUGACUCUAGGAGAGAUCGUCAAGAAGUUCGGUGUACGAAACGUGGAGAGGCUGGCGUUUCAGUCGUUCGACGAUUUGAGCGGCACGUUGAACAGAAAGCACCUACAGGGAUUCCCAAAUUUACGACGACUAAUAUUGUCGAGCAACGGCCUGACCAACCUCAGCAGCGAUCUUUUCGCCGAUCUGUCGCAACUAGUCUGGCUCGACUUGCGCGAGAAUCGCGUACGCUUAUCACCGGGGAUCUUCAGCUACACGCCGAGAUUAGAGGUGCUUGAAUUAGGUAACAACAUGAUGGAGAGCAUCGAGCCAGGCAUCUUCGACCCGUUGAAGAAGCUACGACUUUUGAAUCUAUGGCAGAACAAGUUCACGACGAUCGAGCCGGGCACGUUCGACAAACUCGAGACUCUGAAUUCUUUGGAUCUGAACGGGAACGAACUGGCCACGUUGCCCACAGAUGUUUUCGCAAAGCUGGUGAAUCUCGAGGCGUUGAAUCUGUUUUGGAACAAUUUCUCGUCGUUGCCGGAGGGUUUGCUCCAGCACAACAUCAAUUUGAAGACGGUGAAUUUGUAUAGCAAUCGAAGGAACAUGACGAGGCUGCCGAACGGAUUGUUCGCGAACUUGACGGAGCUGAGGGCGGUGGAGUUGAGGAGCAACGGUUUGAAGGAAGUGCCGGCUGAUUUGUUUCGCGGUUGCCUCUCACUGACGAACGUUAGCUUGCAAAGGAACUAUAUCGAAUCGCUCCCCGAAGACCUCUUCAAGGACUUGAAAAACUUGUCGAUGUUGCUACUCAAUUUUAACGAGCUGACCUCGCUGCCCGAUGAGAUAUUCUUUGAUUUGAGUCAAUUGACCACGCUGGAUUUGUCGAAGAAUCAUCUCACUUCGAUAUCCAGAACUCUUUUUAGCCGUUUGAAGUCACUGGAUUAUCUGAACAUGUCUGAAAACAAGCUGAAAGAAAUAGAGGACAUGAGUUUCAACUUCAUGCCAAAACUACGGAUCGCGGUAUUCUCUGACAAUUAUCUUACGUUCAAUACCUCGACGAGCAAUCCUUACUGGGAUGAUUACGGAAAGAAAUCACCUUUCCAUAGUUGUACCGCAUUAGAGGAAUUAUAUUUGGACAGGAACAACAUUUCGGAGAUAUUCGGUGAUUGGGUCAUAAGUACUUUGUAUCUGCGAAUUUUAGACCUGCAGUUUAACCAAAUAACGCAACUAUCGGUCGAGGAUCUGCAAUUCGUAUCCAACAACAUUAAAGUGAAUUUAACGCACAAUCAGAUAAAAGUCAUCAACCUGGCUCACGUUGAGGAAAUAGCGAAAUAUCAAAAGGUUCCACGCGAUGUACUGAUAUUCGUCGAGGCUAAUCCUAUUAACUGCGACUGUAGUGCAUACGACUUUCUUCGUUACUUGGAUGGAAGACUGCACCCUUACGUCCAGAAUUAUUUCCACAUAAUACCGCAACAUUUAACGUGUCAAACUCCAGACAGGCUUGCAGGCAUAGAAGUAACAGAUUUGAAAUCGAAGCAAUUAAAGUGUCAAAUAUUGGACCCAUGUCCCGACAGCUGUACGUGCUGGUUGAUACGCGACGACGAAACAUUUUUGAUCGAUUGUUCGUACAAGAAUUUGACAAGUGUGCCGCGAAAUAUCAAAACUUUGCCAUCGCGCAAUGUCGAGUUAAAUUUCACGGGCAACGAAUUGACCACAAUGGUGCCGUUGGCUGAAAUCGGCUUGGAUGACGUACAAAUAUCUAAAUUGCUGCUAUCGAACAAUAAUAUCAAUAAAAUAUCCGUCAACGAAUUGCCAUUGAACAUGAAGGUUUUGGAACUGCAUAACAACAACAUCAGCAGAUUAAACUUGGACGUUCUGCAAUUUAUGAAAAAUACUUCAUUGACAGAGCUGACAUUACACGGAAAUCCAUGGGUGUGCGAUUGCGACGCAAGAGAUUUUCUCAAUUUCAUUCAAACGAAAGUUAUAGAGAUCCCUGACUCCUUGGAAAUUACUUGCGAAAAUAUGGACGUAUCGAUGGUGAAGAUGACAGCAACAGAUCUCUGUCCGAUAAACACCUUGAUAAUAAUCGUGGUGAGCACGACCAUAGCUAUCACUGGUCUGAUAAUCGGUCUACUAGCAGCACUCUAUUACCGAUAUCAACGAGAGAUCAAAGUUUGGUUGUACGCGCAUCAGCUGUGCUUGUGGCUAGUAACCGAAGACGAAUUGGACAAGGAUAAGCUGUACGAUGCGUUCAUAAGCUACUCUCACAAGGACGAAGACUUUGUUGUGAAUGAGCUGGUGCCACAGCUAGAAACUGGUCCAAGACCGUUUAAACUGUGUUUGCAUUUCCGCGAUUGGUUAGCUGGAGAAUGGAUACCGACACAAAUUGCACGUUCCGUACAGGAUUCUAGGCGAACGAUAGUAGUGUUAUCACCGAACUUUUUGGAGAGUGUUUGGGGGCGAAUGGAAUUCAGAGCAGCGCAUAGUCAGGCGCUGAGCGAAGGGAGAGCAAGAGUUAUUUUAAUUUUGUAUGGAGAGAUCGGCCCCACUGACGACUUGGAUCCAGAACUCAAGGCGUACUUGAGCAUGAACACGUACGUGAAAUGGGGUGAUCCUUGGUUCUGGGAUAAACUGCGAUAUGCGUUACCACAUUCCCCAGAGCUGAUAAAGAACGCUAUAAGAAGGAAAAUCUUUGCAAAGCAUCAACCGUGCAUACAAAUCAGCGGCGAGAAGAAAGAAUUAAUUCAUACAAACAACGUUCCUGAAACACCUCCUGCAGCGAGCACUCCACCGGCAGAUUCUCUUAAAAUAUUUAUAUCCGACGAGAAGGAAGGAAAUAAUAAAGAGCAUCUAGGAAAUUUGUCUCCAACAGAUUGUAGUACUAAACUCAUUCUUUCGACUGAGGAGUUAAUAAAACAUAAUCUUAACAAAGUACAAUGUACCACCGUGUAGUGGGAUCAUUGUACAUGUUUAAGAAUAUACGAAACAUUUUCAAGAAGGAAAUAUUUCUUCAGCAAAACCAAAUUACUCAUUUUGUGCCUUUAAUGUGAAUUUUUCUACGACUUUAUUCAAAUGGAAAAUAAAACAUAUCCGCUGCCAGCUGAUGUGUAGAAAAUCGAUCAUUGCAAUUCAUGCAGAAUUUCAUUUGUAUAAUAUGUAUAAAUAGGUAAAUUGAAUACAUUAUGCAAUGUGUUAUACAUGUGCGAUUAUAUUUAAGAUUCAAUGUAAGCUUCAUAUAUUUGUCUUUCGAAAAACGAUGUCUAUCAUCUAUGAUACCGGAAGGGA